This is a messenger RNA of Lagenorhynchus albirostris (white-beaked dolphin), 544 nucleotides long. It is a transcript of the gene NGB, whose product is annotated as neuroglobin. The record is from RefSeq and is a predicted model, not a curated record. Lineage: Eukaryota; Metazoa; Chordata; Mammalia; Artiodactyla; Delphinidae. The transcript is spliced from 4 exons. Gene Ontology annotation, molecular function: oxygen binding; heme binding. Bases 44 to 499 code for a protein of 151 amino acids.
GCCCCGAGGGUCCCAGCCUAGCGCCCCGCGUCCCCGGGUGAGCAUGGAGCGCCCGGAACCCGAGCUGAUCCGGCAGAGCUGGCGGGAGGUGAGCCGCAGCCCGCUGGAGCAUGGCACCGUCCUGUUCGCCAGGCUGUUUGACCUGGAGCCGGACCUGCUGCCCCUCUUCCAGUACAACUGCCGCCAGUUCUCCAGCCCGGAGGACUGCCUCUCUUCCCCUGAGUUCCUGGACCACAUCAGGAAGGUGAUGCUCGUGAUCGAUGCUGCGGUGACCAAUGUGGAGGACCUGUCCUCGCUGGAGGAGUACCUUGCCAGCCUGGGCAGGAAGCACCGGGCAGUGGGUGUGAAGCUCAGCUCCUUCUCGACGGUGGGUGAGUCCCUGCUCUACAUGCUGGAGAAGUGCCUGGGCCCUGCCUUCACACCAGCCAUGCGGGCUGCCUGGAGCCAGCUCUACGGAGCCGUGGUACAGGCCAUGAGUCGUGGCUGGGAUGGCGAUUAAGAGGCAGCCCUGCCCAGCGGCCUCCACCUGGUGGCCCCUGACGGU